AUGGCGAGCAACGGCAACGGCAAGGCGGCGCCGGCUGGCGUGGUGGUGCCGGAGAUCAAGUUCACCAAGCUCUUCAUCAACGGCGGCUUCGUCGACGCCGCCUCCGGCAAGACGUUCGAGACCAGGGACCCACGAACCGGCGACGUGCUGGCCCACAUAGCAGAGGCAGACAAAGCUGAUGUGGACCUGGCGGUCAAGUCCGCCCGGGACGCCUUCGAGCACGGCAAGUGGCCCCGCAUGUCAGGCUAUGAGCGGGGCCGGAUCAUGAGCAAGCUGGCGGACCUGGUGGAGCAGCACACGGAGGAGCUGGCGGCGCUGGACGGCGCGGACGCCGGGAAGCUGGUGCUGCUGGGCAAGAUCAUCGACAUCCCCUUGGCGACGCAGAUGCUGCGCUACUACGCGGGCGCCGCCGACAAGAUCCACGGCGAGGUGCUGCGCGUCUCCGGCAAGUACCAGGGGUACACGCUCAAGGAGCCCGUCGGCGUCGUGGGCGUCAUCAUCCCGUGGAACUUCCCCACCAUGAUGUUCUUCCUCAAGGUCAGCCCGGCGCUCGCCGCCGGGUGCACCGUCGUCGUCAAGCCCGCCGAGCAGACGCCGCUCUCCGCGCUCUACUACGCGCACCUCGCCAAGCUGGCCGGCGUUCCGGACGGAGUCAUCAACGUCGUCCCCGGGUUCGGCCCCACCGCCGGCGCCGCGCUCACCUCCCACAUGGACGUCGACAGCGUGGCCUUCACCGGCUCCACAGAGGUGGGUCGCCUCAUCAUGGAGUCGGCCGCGCGGAGCAACCUCAAGAUGGUCUCGCUGGAGCUCGGCGGCAAGUCACCGCUCAUCGUCUUCGACGAUGCCGACGUCGACAUGGCCGUCAACCUCUCGCGGCUCGCCAUCUUCUACAACAAGGGAGAGGUUUGCGUCGCGGGAUCGCGCGUGUACGUGCAGGAAGGGAUCUAUGACGAGUUCGUCAAGAAGGCCGUGGAGGCCGCGCAGAGCUGGAAGGUUGGAGACCCGUUCGAUGUCACCACCAACAUGGGUCCUCAGGUUGACAAGGACCAAUUUGAGAGGGUCCUAAAGUACAUUGAGCAUGGCAAGAGCGAGGGAGCGACCCUGCUCACCGGCGGCAAGCCCGCCGCCGACAAAGGGUACUACAUUGAGCCCACCAUCUUUGUCGAUGUCACGGAGGACAUGAAGAUCGCGCACGAAGAGAUCUUCGGUCCCGUCAUGUCCCUUAUGAAGUUCAGGACGGUUGAUGAGGUGAUCGAGAAGGCCAACUGCACCAAGUACGGGCUCGCCGCCGGCAUCGUGACCAAGAGCCUGGACAUCGCCAACCGGGUGUCGCGGUCGGUGCGCGCGGGCACCGUGUGGGUGAACUGCUACUACGCCUUCGACCCGGACGCGCCCUUCGGCGGGUACAAGAUGAGCGGAUUCGGCCGGGACCAGGGGCUGGCAGCCAUGGAGAAGUACCUGCAGGUCAAGAGCGUCAUCACUGCGCUCCCGGACUCGCCGUGGUAUUGA
This is a messenger RNA of Miscanthus lutarioriparius, 1509 nucleotides long. The record is from the annotation of a GenBank genome assembly. Lineage: Eukaryota; Viridiplantae; Streptophyta; Magnoliopsida; Poales; Poaceae.